This is a messenger RNA of Fulvia fulva, 471 nucleotides long. RefSeq names its product 5-hydroxyisourate hydrolase. Gene Ontology annotation, biological process: purine nucleobase metabolic process. Gene Ontology annotation, molecular function: hydroxyisourate hydrolase activity. The record is from RefSeq and is a predicted model, not a curated record. NCBI's taxonomy places the organism in Eukaryota, Fungi, Ascomycota, Dothideomycetes, Mycosphaerellales, Mycosphaerellaceae. Bases 1 to 471 code for a protein of 156 amino acids. The transcript has a single exon.
AUGAGCGACGAAGGUCAUCAUACGUCCAAGACACGGUCAAGACUGAAUACUAUCUCUGCCCACCUACAGUCACAACCAACCAUGUCUCAGCAACGACCAUUCAUCACCUGUCACGUCCUUGACACAGUAGCCGGCAAGCCAGGCGCUGGCAUCGAUGUCAAGCUCAAGCUGAUAUCUCCUGCCAACGCGACUACAUCACACUGGACAGCUAGAACGAACAAUGACGGUAGAGUGCCUGCGUGGACAUCUUUGACAGACAUCAACGAAGUGGUCGAGAAAGUGAAGGCAGAGCUGAAGGAUGAUGAUCAGAUGGUAUGGAGCUUGACGUACGAUACGGAGGCAUACUUUGGCAAGGGCAAGACGUUUUGGCCAGAGGUGGAGCUGAGGUUUGCGGCGAAGAAGGAGGAGGAGCAUUAUCAUGUGCCGUUGUUGCUUGGACCUUGGAGUUAUACAACGUACAGAGGCUCAUGA